This is a messenger RNA of Echinops telfairi (small Madagascar hedgehog), 2353 nucleotides long. It is a transcript of the gene CDC6, whose product is annotated as cell division cycle 6. The coding region runs from base 94 to 1779 and encodes 561 amino acids. Gene Ontology annotation, biological process: DNA replication initiation; cell division; mitotic DNA replication checkpoint signaling. Gene Ontology annotation, cellular component: nucleus. Lineage: Eukaryota; Metazoa; Chordata; Mammalia; Afrosoricida; Tenrecidae. The record is from RefSeq and is a predicted model, not a curated record. The transcript has 12 exons. Gene Ontology annotation, molecular function: DNA replication origin binding; ATP hydrolysis activity.
GUCGGCGUCGGUGUAGCAGCUGCGUGUGCGAGACGGAAAACCGCCUGCACGGAGGUGACAAAGCCCCGUGAGGUGGGAAGCCGAGUUGCCAUUAUGCCUCAAACCCGAUCUCAGACACAGGCUAUAAUCAAUUUUCCAAAAAAGAAGCUAUCUCGGACAUCGGAGAAAGCUAAAAACUGUCGGGACACCAAACUAGAGCUCGCAAAUGCUCAAGCCCCUCCCCAUUCUCCUUGUGAAAAAAUCCUGCCUCUCAGCCCCAGGAAACGUCUAGGGGAUGACAACCUAUGCAACACUCCCCGUUUACCGUCCUGUUCGCCACCAAAGCAAGGCAAGAAAGAAAAUGGCCCCCCAAGCGCACGUAUGCCUAGGGGGGGGCGCAGAUUGGUAUUUGACAACCAGCCGACAACGAAGUCUCCCAGGAAAAGAGAACAGGUCAGAGCUCCCCAAAACAAGGCACGUCCUCCAGUCCAGAAAGGCCCCGAGGGGGCGACGCAGCCUGAGCAGAGAAGGCCGCUGGAGAAAGAGGCAGCCCGGAUAGGACUGUUCAAGCAGGAAGGCACUUGCUACCAGCAAGCAAAGCUGGUCCUGAAUACAGCUGUCCCGGAUCGGUUGCCUGCCAGGGAGAAGGAGAUGGAUGUCAUCAGGAAUUUCCUGAGGGAGCACAUCUGUGGGAAAAGAGCUGGAAGUCUUUAUCUUUCUGGUGCUCCUGGAACUGGAAAAACUGCCUGCUUAAGCCGAAUUCUGCGAGACCUCGAGAAGGAACUGAAAGGCUUUAAAACUAUCAUGCUGAAUUGCAUGUCCUUGAAGAAUGCUCAGGCUGUAUUCCCAGCUAUUGCUCAAGAGAUUUACCAGGAAGGAGGAUCCAGACCAGCUGGGAAGGACAUGAUGAGGAAGUUGGAAAAACAUAUAACUGCAGAGAAGGGCCCCAUGAUUGUAUUGGCGUUGGAUGAGAUGGACCAGCUGGACAGCAAGGGGCAGGACGUAUUGUACACACUGUUUGAGUGGCCGUGGCUAAGCAGUUCUCGAUUGGUGUUGAUUGGUAUUGCUAAUACCUUGGAUCUUACAGACAGGAUUCUGCCCAGGCUUCAAGCUAUUGGAAAAUACAAGCCCCAGCUGUUGAACUUCCCACCUUAUACCAGAACUCAGAUAGCCACUAUCUUGCAGGAUCGGCUUAAUCAAGUGUCUAGAGAGCAGGUUCUGGAUAAUGCUGCCAUUCAGUUCUGUGCCCGCAAAGUCUCAGCUGUGUCGGGUGACGUUCGCAAAGCGCUAGAUGUUUGCAGGCGAGCUAUUGAAAUUGUCGAGUCAGAUGUCAAAAGCCAAACUAUCCUCAAACCACACGCUGAAUGUAAAUUGUCUUCUGAGCCUGUGAUUCCCAAGCGAAUUGGUCUUGCUCACAUAUCUCAAGUUAUUUCAGAAGUUAAUGGGAACGGGAUGCCUUUGAGCCAAGAAGGAGAGCGAGACUCCUUCCCUCUCCAGCAGAAGAUCCUAGUCUGCUCUUUUCUGCUCCUGACCAGGCAGCUGAAAACCAAAGAGGUCCCUCUGGGGAAGUUAUAUGAAGCCUACAGUACCGUCUGUCGGAAACAGCAGGUGACAGCUGUGGACCAGUCAGAGUGUUUGUCACUUUCAGGGCUCUUGGAGGCCAGGGGCAUUUUAGGGUUAAAGAAAAACAAGGAAACCCGCUUCACCAAGGUGUUUUUGAAGAUUGAAGAGAAGGAAGUAGAACAUGCUCUGAAAGACAAAACUUUCAUUGGGACGAUCUUAGCAACUGGAUUGUCCUAACCUCUUCUCUCACUCUUAACGCCCCACCCGAAAGCGGUCAGCUGCCAUUUGUGGAGCCAUGAACUCUUCAUUUUUGAACUUUAUUUUCAGGCCCUGAAAGAAGUAUGAGCUUUUUACUUGAAACCAGUGAAUUUUAAUCUACAGACGUGAGAACAUUAGCACAGAAAAAUGUCCUUGAGUCUUUUUGUUUUUACCCAUAACAAGGACCAAGUAGACCAACCCUUUUAAGUUUCUUAUACUACCUUUGCCAUUUCUGUGUCUCCUACAAAUACUCUGGCAAAUAUCCAGGUGUGUGUUGUGGGAUGUGCACCUGUUGCCUCUUGGGUUCAUGUGUUUUGUUAAGAACGUUGGGUUGGAGUAAGAAGGACUGAAAAAGGAUGAUGCAGGAAACCAAGCAAGUCCCUCGUGGAGAUUUGGAGGACACUUUGGUCAAAGAAUUUCUUUGGGACUGUUCUGUGUCCACAGCAUGAGUGCUGCUGCACUCUGACAUUUUAGAGAUUCGUCUGUUACCUGGGGCGGGGUGGCAAAGGAAAACAAUGUUACAGAUUGUGAAUAUAUUUAUUUCCCAGUCAUA